Messenger RNA from Drosophila montana, 876 nucleotides. RefSeq names its product ras-related protein Rab5-like. NCBI's taxonomy places the organism in Eukaryota, Metazoa, Arthropoda, Insecta, Diptera, Drosophilidae. Gene Ontology annotation, molecular function: GTPase activity; GTP binding. The record is from RefSeq and is a predicted model, not a curated record. Gene Ontology annotation, cellular component: endosome; Golgi apparatus. The coding region runs from base 251 to 868 and encodes 205 amino acids. The transcript is spliced from 4 exons.
UCUUACUUGUGUUUUUCUAAUCUAAUAAACUUAAAAAAAAUAUAAAUGUUAAGAACACACUCAUUUGGAAUGCGAUUAGGCAUUCGUUCUAUGGAGAGUCGGAGCUGUACUGAUUCAGGAUUUGUCAUCCGGCAAUUUGAUUGUGAUAUUUUAGGAACAAAGACCUUUAAUGAGGAUGCACUUUCCUAGCUAAUACAGUCCGCGAGGUGAAUUUAGUUGCUAUUGGUUGGUCCGCAAACGAGCUCUACAAAUGAGAAGAGCAAAGGUACAAUUGCGCCAUAAUAGGGGCGAUGCGGCAACUAGACGUAGGGAGACCAUGCACUGGCUGAUAAAGCGAUACAAGCUGGUUAUCUUGGGCGCUGCGACGGUGGGCAAGUCAUCCCUGGUUUCCCACUAUACCCAGGGCAGCUAUCUGCAUGUUAAGGAAAACACGCUCGUUGCCGCAUUUUCCAGCAUCUACCUGGACAAGUCCUUGAAAUUAGAUACCUGGGAAGUGGCUGGCGAGGAACGCUGGCAUAGUUUGGCGCAUAUGUAUUAUAAGGGUGCCCAGGCAGCGCUUGUGGUCUACGAUGUGCAGGAUCAGGAUAGUUUUGUCUGCGCCAAGGAGUGGAUCAAAAAGCUAGCCCCGGACCUGGUUAUUGCCAUAGCCGCCAAUAAGGUGGAUUUGUGGGACGAUUUGUGCGUCCCUUCUGACGAAGUCAAAUACUAUGCUCAAAGAAAGGGAUAUAUAUUCAUGGAAACCUCGGCCAAAACGGGCCAAAAUGUUUAUGAAAUUUUUGCCGCAGUCGCUGAAAAACUUCAAGCUAGAAAAAGUCCUGAGCCGUUAAACGUAAGAUCAGGUGAAUGUUGCGGAUGUGGAAUACUAUAAACCGGAAU